GUUCUACAGAAGUUGGGUAAAGCUGAUGAAACGAAAGACGAACAGUUUGAACAGGUGGUGGUGAACUUCAGGAGACAGGAGUCUGAAGGUGCUCGGCUGCAGAGGGAGAUGAAGGCCUACAUGUCUGCCAUUAAAG
This is a messenger RNA of Austrofundulus limnaeus, 136 nucleotides long. Its product is annotated as amphiphysin. Gene Ontology annotation, cellular component: plasma membrane; synaptic vesicle; cytoplasm. NCBI's taxonomy places the organism in Eukaryota, Metazoa, Chordata, Actinopteri, Cyprinodontiformes, Rivulidae. Gene Ontology annotation, biological process: synaptic vesicle endocytosis. Gene Ontology annotation, molecular function: protein binding; phospholipid binding. The record is from RefSeq and is a predicted model, not a curated record.